Molecule: messenger RNA, 3678 nt
Organism: Pristis pectinata (smalltooth sawfish)
Lineage: Eukaryota; Metazoa; Chordata; Chondrichthyes; Rhinopristiformes; Pristidae
Gene: prickle1b
Product: prickle homolog 1b
Molecular function (GO): zinc ion binding
Source: RefSeq, a predicted model, not a curated record
CUGAACUCCGGGACCUGAGCAAAAACUCCGCGCAGUCAAAGCCUCCCCAGCACCCCGGGACAUGUCCCCAGGCACCCCCCGCUGAAGCGUCUGCCUCCUCCGAGGGGGGAUCUCACUGCUGCCGAGCAGCAACUCCUCGAUCCCAGUGCGACCGUGUCUGAUCUGAAGGGAUAUUCUCUUUCCCCACUCCUCCUCACCCGCUUAUGCCAACUUCACUGGGAACCUCAGUGUGCUGAAUCAUCGCUGCCCCCUGCACCCAGUCUCGGUGCCAUCAUGGCUUUGGAAACAGAGCAAAAAGUAGGCAAGCUGACCUUCGGAUUCCAGCGCAGCUCGACGUCAGACGACGACUCUGGCUGCGUCUUGGAAGAAUAUGCAUGGGUCCCACCAGGUCUGAAGCCGGAACAGGUUCAGCUGUACUUCUCAUGCCUGCCAGAGGAGAAGGUCCCUUAUGUUAACAGCCCUGGAGAGAAGCACAGAAUCAAGCAGCUGCUGUACCAGCUUCCACCUCACGAUAACGAGAUGCGCUACUGCCAGUCACUGAGCGAGGAGGAGCAGAGGGAGCUGCAGAUGUUUAGUGCGCAGAGGAAGAAAGAGGCUCUGGGACGAGGAACCAUCAAACAACUGCCCAGGGCGUUGAUGCACACAGUCUGUGAUCAGUGCAAGGAGAAGAUAAACGGCGGUGAGAUUGCAAUAUUCGUCUCCAGGGCGGGCUCCACGGUCUGCUGGCACCCGGCAUGCUUCAUCUGUUCCACCUGCCAGGAGCUGCUCGUUGACCUCAUCUACUUCUACCAAGGUGGCAAAAUCCACUGUGGGCGUCACCAUGCCGAGCUCAUGAAGCCCCGGUGUUCAGCCUGUGACGAGGUGAGAUAUUAUUUUUGCGAUGAAUGCACAGAGGCUGAGGGUCGUCACUGGCACAUGAAGCACUUCUGCUGUUUCGAGUGUGAAACCAUCCUGGGGGGACAGAGGUACAUUAUGAAGGACGGUCGCCCGUUCUGCUGUGGCUGCUAUGAGAGUCUGUACGCAGAGUAUUGUGAAGCCUGCGGGAACCAUAUCGGUGUCGAUCACGCGCAGAUGACCUAUGAUGGGCAACACUGGCACGCCGUCGACAAGUGCUUCUGCUGCGCCCAGUGCAGGACGCCGCUCCUGGGGUGUCCCUUCCUGCCAAAGCAGGGCCAGAUCUUCUGCUCGAAGGCCUGCAGCCUGGGCGAAGACGUCCACGCUUCCGACUCCUCCGAUUCCGCCUUCCAGUCCGCGCGGUCGAGGGAGUCCCGGAGGAGCGUCCGGAUGGGGAAGAGCAGCAAAUCGGCGGAUCAGUGCCGGCAGUCGCUGCUCCUGUCCCCCGCCGCCAACUACAAGUGCCCCGACUUGUCCGGCAGGGGCAGCGACCCUCUCCGGCAGAUGGAUGCCCUCAGCCUCACCAGGCAAGCAGCGCGGCUCGGCAGUGAGCACUUCUGGAAAGGCCGGGCAGAGGCGGAGGUGGAGCAGCCGGAGGAGCACGAGGACUGGGCAGAGCAUGACGACUACAUGACGCAGCUGCUGCUGAAGUUUGGCGACCGGGGGCUUGUCCAGGGGCCCGACGAGGACGCCAAGCGGUGCGAGCACUGGAUGCCCGUGGCGAGGCCAAGGGUCAGGCUGGAGCUCGGCGGCCACAGCGCUCAGGGGUUGGGGAGCAAGAAGUAUGGAUCCAGCACGUCCUGGGAGCAGUCCCAGGACAAUCUGGGCGAUUCCGCCUACGGGAGCCACCCGGGUCCUGCCAGCAGUCGGAAGAUUCAGGAGCUGGAGACGGAAACAUGGCACGGGGCUUUAAGCCACGGCGAGAGCCCCUGGUAUGAGGACUCCCUGGAAUGCCUGACCGGCGAACUGAAGCCAGCCGAGCAAAGUGUCUGCGAUUCUGUGGACUCACUGGCCCUGUCCAACAUCACAGGAGCCUCUGUGGAAGGGGACGGCCAGCAGAGAUCACCCGUGUUUGCUCUGCAAGACUUCCAAGAAAUGGAGAGCUGUGAAAAAAUGAGCAACAUGGGGACGAUCAACUCCUCGAUGCACCACUGCAGCAUGGAGUCUCAAGAGCUGACAUCGGAGCUCUGCCAGGCGCCGGCACCAGAGGAGAAACCAAAACCUCUCUACCCCAUGCUGAGAAGGUCCAAGUCACAGACGAGGCCACAGCAAGUGAAGUUUUCUGAUGACGUCAUUGACAAUGGGAACUACGAGGAGAUCGAGGUCCGCCAACCUCCGAUGAGCGAGAGAACGCGGCGCCGGGCGUACGACUUUGAUGGGCACAGUCACCGGCACCGCCACCGCUGGCGCAGGAGCAGAAAAUCCCGUUCUGACAACGCUCUCCACCUGGCCACGGAAAGGAGGUGCCCAAGGGAAAGACUCCAUCUCCAGUCUCCUGAAGACUGUGACAAAUUAGUCCAGGCCAAAGCCUCACGCGAUAGGCUAGCGUACCUUCAGAACCAAGAAAUGUACGGCCAAUACAGCCAUCAUCCAGACUAUGCGCUCAACCAAGCAGUAGAUAAAUUCCUUGGCUUGUACGCCGAUGAUGGCGCUUCCUGGUGCUCAACAUGUUCCUCUUCCUCCUCUUCGGAAGAAGAAGGUUAUUUCCUUGGUCAACAUCCACAGCCCAGAGCCCAAAGGUACCAGCUUUACACCGAUGACCUUGCAGGAGCACCCUCUGUGGUGCCGGCUUCCUCCAUGGGACCACAGAUUACCAGAGCCAAAAAGAAAAAGGCACAUAAAGGGAAAAAUUGUAUAAUUUCCUAGACCGGAGCCAGCAGCGACCAAAUUUGCAAGGAACGUGUCUGGAAUCUGGGUCCAGGUGUUACUAAAGCAACCUGUGGGAUUGUUGGUAGUGGGAAUUCUGCAUCCACUUGAAAUCCAGAAUGGACACGUGUGGAGGAACUUUUUGUGUGGCAGGACCUUGUAUGUCACGGUCCAGCCUCCCCAUCCUCAAACCAUUCCAGGACAACACCGAUCUUUAUGCUGGAUUUACACUUCCAGGAAGCUUAGACAUUUAAACAAAAUGUUUUUUAACGUUGUUAUCUUCUGAUGAGUUAAACGUGUUUCAUGUUAUUAUGGUAUUAAAUGUUCACUUACAUUGAAGUAUUUGCAAUGAAUUUGUAAAGCGAAAGAGGUGAAUAGCGAAUGGGAUGAAGAAAAUUGUGUGGAGUGAAUCUGCUGCCCCUCCCCAUCCCUUCAAUUCCACAUUAGAGGCAUUAGAGGGGCUGCAAUCUGUAAUUUCAAAGGAAAAUGUUGGUAUUUAUAAUGUAGCAUUUAACAACUAAAGUUAAUCAUAAUUUAACAGUGCAAAUAAUGUAAAUAUUGUAAAGUCCAGAUUAAGAAACUGAUAUUUUUAUAUAUCGCCGAAUUACAGAAAACAUUUAUGUUUGGUUGUAUGAACUAGAUGUAAUGAAGUGAUUGGCAGCAUCAGAUCCACUCCCUUUUGUUAAGCAGUGUUCACCAUUUUGUUAGGAUGUAUUGUGUUUAAUGCUUCUACAUAACUGCUUCUCUCUCUUUAGUUAAAUUCUCGCUGAGUUCCUUUGUGUGCAGUAGCAUCGACUAUUCCCAAUUCCAGAAGUGCACCUGAGAUAUUUGCUAUGUUACCAGAGCCUAUUGUGAAUCAGAUAGUGUAAAGAGGUAUUAAAGUCAUGUAUAAAUGUAUAGACUGGAACAUGUGGAUGA